AGCACACGCCAAGUCAUCCAGUUGGAGUCGCUAAAUUCUCCACCACACAGGCAGCAAAAGAAGCAAGGAAAGAAACCAAAAGAACCAAACUCAAACCAUGUUUAUGUUACACAAAAUGGCCACAUCUCCUUCUCUUUCCUCAUUCUCUCUCUUCCUCUCUAAACCCAAAUCACUUACAGUCUUAAAGCCCUCACUCCUCCUUCACUCUCCUCUUAAACGUUUUGUUUCGCUAUCUAAACUGCAACCCCAAUCCCAAGCGGGAAACUUGGAAGCCGUUUAUAGGAAAAGAAAUGGCCUUUCUAUAUCCACUGCUGUUGCUACUACUGAGUCAGCUCCUGUUGCCCAAAAUGACAUUGCUGAGGAUACCCAGAAAGAGGAAACUGAGAAAAUUGUGCUUCCCACUAAUGAAUCAUCUGAGAAGCUGCUGAGAAUCCGCCACACGUGUGCACAUGUCAUGGCUAUGGCUGUUCAAAAGGUCUAUCCAGAAGCAAAAGUGACGAUUGGACCGUGGAUAGAAAAUGGGUUUUAUUACGAUUUUGAUAUGGAGCCUCUGACUGAUAAAGAUCUCAAGAGGAUUAAGAAGGAGAUGGAUCGCAUCAUUGGUCAAAAUUUACCACUUGUGAGAGAAGAAGUUUCUAGAGAGGAAGCUCAGAAGAGAAUAAUGGCUGUUAAUGAACCUUACAAGAUGGAGAUUUUGGAUAGCAUUAAAGAAGAUCCCAUUACUAUUUACCAUAUUGGUGAUGAAUGGUGGGAUCUUUGUGCUGGGCCUCAUGUCGAAAGUACCGGCAAUAUCAAUAGGAAAGCUGUUGAACUUGAAUCUGUUGCGGGUGCUUAUUGGAGAGGGGAUGAAAAAAGACCAAUGCUGCAGCGGAUCUAUGGAACAGCUUGGGAGAAUGAAAAUCAAUUGAAGGCCUAUCUUCACUUCAAAGAAGAAGCCAAACGACGAGAUCAUAGGCGUCUUGGGCAAGAUCUAGAUCUCUUUUCUAUACAGGAUGAAGCUGGUGGAGGUCUAGUCUUCUGGCAUCCAAAGGGUGCCAUAGUUAGGCACAUUAUUGAAGACUCAUGGAAGAAAAUACAUAUAGAACAUGAUUAUGAUUUGUUAUAUACACCCCAUGUGGCAAAGGCUGAUCUCUGGAAGAUCAGUGGUCAUCUGGACUUCUACAGAGAGAACAUGUAUGAUCAGAUGAAGAUCGAGGAUGAAAAUUAUCAACUUCGACCUAUGAAUUGCCCUUACCACAUUUUGGUGUACAAAAGAAAGCUUAAUUCCUACCGUGAUUUUCCAAUCAGGGUUGCAGAGCUUGGAACGGUAUACAGAUAUGAGUUGUCUGGAAGCUUACACGGCCUUUUCCGUGUAAGAGGUUUUACCCAGGAUGAUGCACACAUAUUUUGUUUGGAGGAUCAAAUUAAAGAUGAAAUUAGGGGGGUCCUAGAUCUUACGGAAGAGAUACUAUUGCAAUUUGGUUUCAGGAAAUAUGAAGUGAAUCUCUCAACUAGACCGGAUAAAUCUGUGGGAGACGAUGAUAUAUGGGAGAAAGCAACAACUGCCUUGAGAGAUGCUUUGGAUGAUAAGGGGUGGACCUAUCAAAUUGAUGAAGGUGGUGGUGCGUUUUAUGGUCCGAAGAUUGAUCUUAAGAUUGAGGAUGCUCUUGGAAGGAAGUGGCAGUGUUCAACUAUCCAGGUUGAUUUUAAUUUACCUCAGCGGUUCGACAUUACUUAUGUUGAUUCGAACUCAGAGAAGAAGCGGCCUAUAAUGAUACAUAGAGCAGUGCUCGGAUCCAUGGAAAGGUUCUUUGGGGUCUUGAUAGAGCAUUAUGCUGGGGAUUUUCCUUUGUGGCUCUCUCCUAUCCAAGUUCGAGUUUUACCGGUUACUGACACACAGCUUGAAUACUGCAGAGAAGUGACCAGUAAACUGAAAGAGAAUGGCAUUCGAACGGAACUUUUCCAUGGCGAGCGUUUGCCGAAGCUCAUUAGAAAUGCAGAGAAGCAGAAAAUUCCGUUAAUGGCAGUAGUAGGACCCAAAGAGGUUGAGACUCAAAGUGUCACGAUCAGAUCUAGGUUCAGUGGGGAACUUGGCACCAUGACAAUUGAUGAUUUUAUCAGCAGAAUUAAGUCUGCGAUUGAAAAGAGAACUUCAUUAUGAAGUUGGUAAUAGGUAAUCAAUUAUUUUGUUUAUUUUAAAGAAUUUGUAUACAGAUAUGAGAUAGAAAAAAAAAAAAAAGAGAAGGAAAUUUAAAUAUAGUAAGCGGAUUAAAAAUAUAUAUUUAUUUAUCAAAAAAAAUUUACUUCUUCCUUCUUCUUUUUGCCCAUCUUACAAGUUCAGAGGCUAAACUGACCCUUUGUCUGAAAAGAAAAAUAAACGUCCAUAACAAUGCUACAACAAUUGGCAUAGCUUUGUCAUAUAAAGUGAUAUAUGCUUAA
This is a messenger RNA of Ricinus communis (castor bean), 2418 nucleotides long. Its product is annotated as threonine--tRNA ligase, chloroplastic/mitochondrial 2. The coding region runs from base 98 to 2140 and encodes 680 amino acids. Gene Ontology annotation, molecular function: threonine-tRNA ligase activity; ATP binding. Gene Ontology annotation, cellular component: mitochondrion; cytoplasm; chloroplast stroma. The record is from RefSeq and is a predicted model, not a curated record. Gene Ontology annotation, biological process: threonyl-tRNA aminoacylation. The transcript has 8 exons. NCBI's taxonomy places the organism in Eukaryota, Viridiplantae, Streptophyta, Magnoliopsida, Malpighiales, Euphorbiaceae.